Molecule: messenger RNA, 4430 nt
Organism: Physella acuta
Lineage: Eukaryota; Metazoa; Mollusca; Gastropoda; Physidae
Product: whirlin
Cellular component (GO): cilium; stereocilia ankle link complex; plasma membrane
Molecular function (GO): protein binding
Source: RefSeq, a predicted model, not a curated record
GGAUAGUUCACAUGGUUUCCUGAUGGCUAGUUUACAUGGUUUCCUGGUGGCUAGUUCACAUGGUUUCUUGAUGGUGUACGUUCAAGAGGUUCAACAUUGACGGCAGCGACAGGUUCAACUUUAUCAACAUGUACACACGAUCAACAAAUACAGUUGUAUCAACAUGAUUAACUAGUCAACUUUAUCAACACAAGAUCAAAACCAACUUUAUCAACGCGUAAACAAGUGCUUUUUUAUCAACCUAAUCAACAUGUUCAACUUAACACAAUCAACUGUUUCAACUUAACACAAUCAACUGGUUCAACUUAACACAAUCAACAGCAUCAACUAAACACCAUCAACUGUUUCAACUUAACAAACACCUCAAUCAAGCCGUGCCAAUUAAAAUAUUUUCACCCACUGUUUGACGUCAGACGUUAAUUAAACUUCCUCCUAAUUAAGACAACAGCACUCUUUAAACCCAGUUGGUGCUAGGCUGCCAGUUAUCGACCAAUCAACGACAUCCAAACACGGACCUUAUUCGGUGUUCACAUUCUAAUGUACUAAAGCUGUACAUGUUCUCAGAUUCAACACAUUCGGAUAUUACCAUCUUAAAACGGAGCAGAUUCCUACUUCGUACGCAUUCUGAUACUGGACUAAUUCUGACAUUGUACAGAUUCUCAAAUUAUUUUUCCAACGUUCACACUAUUGGAACAGGGAGGAGUUAACAAUGCGAUCCUACAGCUGACACACAAACUCGGCAUGUUUCCCUGAACUGAUCACCUCCUGACCCCCCGGCCAUGGCCUUGCUGAGGUCAAGGUCGACUGAGUUCCUGCCCACCCGGUCCAUCUCCUCCAGCACGCGCAAACUGCAGGAGGCGUUGUACACGCACCUGGAUGACCUUGAGAAAGGGGCGUUCAUCGAGGCCCUCAGCUCGUACGGGCGCCGGCGUGAUGUGUUCGAGCUGGUUAACGCCCUCCGGAAGAUCCUCAACACGCCCGUCAAGCGUCAGCUGUUUCCCCUGGUCAGGCGGGUCAUCCGGCCAGAGGAUGGCGGGGCUUUUGAUCUGCUCACCAGGGGAGAUCAGCAACACAGCACCUUGCCGCGGCCAUAUUUGUUCCGGCCCCACCUGGCCGACCUGAACGUCCUCAACAAGUACCGGUCCGGCACCCUGUCUUCUGCCGGACGACGUGCCGGGCUGUCGGAGACCAACGGACCCACCGUCACGGUGCAUCGGUCUGGGCAGAGGGAGCAGAGUGAAGCUGGACCCGCACAGAAACACAAGACAAUGACACGACGCUCGUCCAACUCGCACCGCGGGCAGGAAGGGGAAAUAAUCGAGGUGGAACUGGGCGAGCCGAACCCUGACGAGGCUGGCUACGGCUUCACCAUCAGGGGCGGGGUCGACAUCGGCGUGGGGGUCUACGUCUCCUCGGUGGACCCCGGGGGUCUGGCAGAGAAGAAUGGGCUGGAGGUCGGUGACCUCAUCCUAGAGGUCAACAACAUCUCCUUCACUGACGUCACGCAUGACGAGGCAGCCAGGAUCAUCAAAGCAGCGACGAGGCUUCACGUCACAGUGUCACGUGUUGGCCGUAUCCCCGGGACUAUGACGGUCCUUGAAGCCUACAAAUGGACGGACCCCAAGGGCCGGCCGGUCUCUCCCCCUCUCCUGGGCAGCGGCCCUGGGUCAGGUGAGGAUGAGGGCAGAGACAGGAGCGGCACCUUGAUGCUCAAAGGCAGCGAUGAGAGAAAGGUCAACAUUGUGGUACAGAGGGGUCAAGGUCUCGGCCUGAUGAUCAGGGGUGGGAGUGAGUACGGGUUGGGGAUCUUCAUCUCUGGGGUCGAUCCCUUCUCUGUCGCUGAGAACGCUGGACUUAAGCCUGGGGAUCAAAUCCUGGACGUGAACGGAAGAAAUUUUCUCACCAUCAGCCACGCUGAGGCCGUGAAACAUCUAAAGCACGGGCGUCACGUGAUCAUGACGCUGAGAGAUGUCGGGAAGAUUCCAUUCGCUAAGACCACCAUUGACGAGACGGGCUGGGUGGAGAGUACAAGGAUAGGGUCGUACGAUCAGAGCACGUCUAGUCGUGGAUCAACCAUAGCAAGCAUUUCAGACCUUGACGUACAGAAGAAACUACUGCGUGCCGUCAACCCCGCCCUGACGUCUGCUGGUGGGAGCACCCCCAGGGGUCAACUGUCCGGCCAGGCCAGUCUUCUGCUCAACAGCACGGAGCAGACGGCCUUGAACUAUUACCUGGCGGAGUACGACAAGCAGACGAUAGCGGUCCAAGGUCUUCUGCAGGCGUUGUUUGAGCUGCUCAACACGCCGGCCAAGCUGACCUUGAUGUCCGCGAUCCGAACAUGUGUCCUGCCUAAAGACCUGGUGACCUUUGACCAGCUGGUGGCCAAGCAACAUCUGGAUCGCUCUCUGAACGACGCCAGGAAGGUUCUGGCACCGGAGCGGAUGUCCAUCCUGUCGUUUGACAGUGACGACGGCACCAGACGCUCUGAGGACCACCGACGUACGUUGUUUUCACAUCCGACCAAACGCCUACAUGUGAUGGACGUCCUUGACUUUGACCCGGAAGAUGACCUCACGCCAUCUCACGCGCUGAAGAGUGAAGCCUACAGGACAAUGAGUCGCUCCACCCCAGAGAUAGGUACCGCAGACAACGUUCACUACAUCACAUCAACAAUGUCAAGGCCGAGGUCAAAGUCCCCCCACUCGGCUGGGAGACAGAGGAAGUUGAUGAAAGCACUCACCCAGACCCCCACCCCCCACCGGCCACGGGCUGAUUCGGUGGGCAGAACUAACAGCAAGGUCGAUGACCCCAGCGAUGACAGUGGUGUUGACAUCCACGGCCAACCCACCAACCACGAGGAUUCUUCUGCCAACCACAACUCUUACCUCCAUCAUUACCUACAGUUACAGCAGAAGCCAGCCAGACAUUACACCGGAACCGGAAACAACCAAAACUCCCAUCGUGUCGUACACCACGUGGCCGAGGUCCACCAAGCAGACGGCCAUUUUGAUGACGUCAACGACUCCUCCACUAUUUCCUCCAACGACGACCGUCAUCAAACAAUCCAGCAUUCCGACCAAGGUCGGCAGUUAAGGUCAAGGUCGAAAUCCAACUCCCGCCCUCACACGCCGACCGUUACGUUCGGUCACGAUGACGUCAUCAAUGGCGGGAUGACAGAAGAUGUUGACAUCAGAAAACCACAUCACGGUGUCUCACACCCACCCUCCACACGACAGCCCAACAGACCAACCGAGGACGAUGUACCCGCGUCAAAUGUUUCCAACAAAACUGCCCCCAUUCAUCCAUCCCGCCACUCAACUUCCGGUUUCCCCAGAAACCAACAGACCACCAUCACAAUAAACGGAACACCCAUGUCACCAUCUGUCUCACGACACCACCCGACCUCCAACAACAGCAUCACAUCCACACCACCAGACAACCUGACACCAGACGACAACCACCUCAAGCUAACGAAACCUCGGGCCGUCAAACUCGCUCGCUCCAACAAGGUCAGGUCACCCGUACCUGACAGAAAACCCGUGGCAGCGUCACUGUUUCAGAGACAACCCAACCCAACCCCAUCUAGUGCCAUCAUCAGGCUAGACUCUUCCGCCCCCACCCCGCCUCAGGAACCAGCCAAUCAAAAACAGAGAAGAUUCUCGUCACCCACUAAAAACUCACCAAAAAAAUCCGCCAGCUCCAAGUAUUCAUCCGCCAAGCCUACGGCUUCCGUUGCUGUCCCGCUGAUAAAAAUAAACCCUCAGACCCAUCCGCAUGCGGAGGCUGCGUCAUCAAGGUUAAGUAUGACGUCACAAGCCCCUUCGGCGACAAUUAACGUGACGUCAAACUACGUCAAUGACACUGUCAAUCAUACAGACACGGUGAGCAGGCUCGGGAAAAACGUCGUCAACAUUUUGGUGGGCGGGGCUUCACCGCCAACCCCCAAACAGGAGCCGUGUGACGUCAUGGACGGGUGCCUGGGUCAGAAAGGUUUCCGCCUCCCCCGCCCCGAGGUCUACACACCCGUGGAGCUGGCCCACAUGGACGACCAGAGCAAGAUCGAGGCUAUCAAGAAGAAAGCGGCCGAGAAGUACGGGGAAAUCCCCCUAGAGGUGGUCUACAUCUACCGCAGUAAACCCACGCUAGGUGUCGCCAUAGAGGGCGGGGCCAACACCAGACAACCUCUGCCAAAGGUCAUUAAUGUGCAGCCCGGUGGCUCCGCCUACGAGUCCGGUGGCCUAAGGGUCGGUCACGUGAUCCUAGAGGUCAACGGUCAGCCGGCCGUGGGCCUGUCCCACAUGGACGCUGCCAGACUUAUCGCCGAGUCCUUCAAGAACAAGAACAGCGACCGCAUGGAGCUGCUGGUCACAGAGUGGUCAAGUCAGCUGCUCGACGCCAUCAGGGUCGACGUGGGGCUCCUCAAGGUCUGA